AUGUCGAAACUGACAAAAGGUGUCGAAACUGAUGUAACUGACAAAAGGUGUAAAGAAACUAAUGAAACUACAAAGGUGACAAAACUAAAAGAUGAUGAUAAAGCAGAUAAAUUGCCAUUUCUAAAUAUUUUCCAUCGCGACAAAUCAGGAAAAUCCAAACUCUUGAUUUUUUGUGGAGUGAAAGAAAAAAUACAUGAAAGUUCGGAUUGGCCAAAAGAAAAGUAUCAAAAAUUUUUCAAAAAUGACACUAUCGCUAUAAUUGGUUAUGGAUCUCAAGGAAGUGGGCAAAGUUUAAAUGCAAGGGAUAAUGGAUUAAAUGUGAUUGUUGGUGUGAGAGAAGGUGGCAAAAGUUGGAAUGAAGCCAUAAAAGAUGGAACAAUUAUCAGCAAUCUCCUUUCUGAUGCGGCACAAAAAGAGCUUUGGCCCCAAUUCAUCAAGCAUUUGACAAAGGAAAAGACUUUAUGUUUUUGUCAUGGGUUUUCAAUAGUUUAUAAAGAGUAUACAAAUGUAAUCCCGCCAGCAGAUAUCGAUGUAAUCAUGGUAGCACCAAAAGGUUCUGGAAAAACUCUUCGUUCACUUUUUCUUGAUGGUCGUGGCAUGAAUUCAUCUAUUGUUAUAUUCCAAGAUGUAACAGGCAAUGCUAAAGACAAAGCAGUAGCGCUUGGUAUAGCUAUCGGAUCUGCAUACUUGUAUGAAACCACUUUUCAAAGAGAAGUUUUUGCUGAUCUUGUCGGAGAACGAGGUGUACUUUUGGGCGCGAUUCAAGGCUUAUUCCUGGCUCAAUAUGAGGUGUUGCGAGCUCAUGGACAUCCUCCUUCUGAAGCUUUCAAUGAAACUGUGGAAGAGGCUACCCAAUCUCUGUAUCCCUUAAUUGUUGCUAAUGGAUUUGAAACACGUCGAGUGUUAGAAAAGAACUCUUUACCUACGUAUGCAGAAGAUUUAGAAGAGGAAUUAAAAGAAAUUAG
Molecule: messenger RNA, 965 nt
Organism: Racocetra fulgida
Lineage: Eukaryota; Fungi; Glomeromycota; Glomeromycetes; Diversisporales; Gigasporaceae
Source: the annotation of a GenBank genome assembly